Clarias gariepinus (North African catfish) is the source of this 4631-nucleotide messenger RNA. Its product is annotated as proto-oncogene tyrosine-protein kinase Src-like. The coding region runs from base 430 to 2052 and encodes 540 amino acids. Gene Ontology annotation, cellular component: extrinsic component of cytoplasmic side of plasma membrane. Gene Ontology annotation, molecular function: non-membrane spanning protein tyrosine kinase activity; ATP binding; growth factor receptor binding. The transcript is spliced from 13 exons. Lineage: Eukaryota; Metazoa; Chordata; Actinopteri; Siluriformes; Clariidae. Gene Ontology annotation, biological process: epidermal growth factor receptor signaling pathway; cell adhesion; bone resorption. The record is from RefSeq and is a predicted model, not a curated record.
UGCCGAUUCACAAACCGAAAUCCGGCCACGCAAAGCAAAUCCCCGUUUUCUGUUCACUCGCGGUAGCGCUCGUGUCUUUGGCGAUGCGGAUCAGUCGGGCUGUUCGGGUCGUUUUUUCGUUUUGAAACGAUGCGUGUGCUUUAAAGAAAAGAAAAAAAAACGGGGAGUGUGUAUGUCUGUGUCUGUGUGUUUGUGUUUUGGAGUCGCAGUGUGUGUGUGUGUGUGUGUGUGUCGAUUCCCCUCAUGACCUCCUAACAACGACCGGGAUUUAACGGCUAUUUAUUAUUAUUAUUAUUAUUAUUAUUAUUAUUAUUAUUAUUAUAAAACCAGAUCUGAUCUCAUCUGUAAAAUUCUGCAAAUUCGUCUUUAAUGACAGCCAGUGUGUGUCUUUGAUUUAGGGAGAAACCAUCAAGUCGUUACGGCCUUCCAAUGGGGACAACUAAGAGCAAGCCAAAAGACCCUGGCCAGAGAUCUCUGAGUCUGGAUGGUACCAUUGGUUUGGGCUCCUCCAGUGGACAUCAUUUCAAUUCUGGUCCUCAGACACAAACACCAAAUCGGAGCCCUUCGGCGGGGACCAGCGGAAGGCGGAGCAACACUUACCACAGCAACAGUGCAGAACAUCAACUUUUUGGGGGUGUGGAUCUUAAUGCAACCAUCACGUCACCUGUGAGAGCUGGUGUCACCACGUUUGUUGCACUAUAUGACUACGAAUCUCGGACUUCUGCGGAUCUUACGUUUAAGAAGGGCGAGAGGCUCCAGAUCCUCAAUAACACGAGAAAAUACAACUACAGAGAAGGAGACUGGUGGUUGGCGAGUUCCUUGACCACAGGGAAGAGCGGCUACAUCCCGAGCAAUUACGUCGCACCAUCGGACUCCAUCCAAGCCGAAGAGUGGUUUUUUGGUAAAAUAACACGGCGUGAUUCUGAGCGUCUGCUGCUAAACCUUCAGAACAGAAGAGGAACUUUCCUUGUAAGAGAAAGUGAGACGACUAAAGGAGCAUACUGCCUGUCUGUGCUGGACUACGACAACACGAAGGGUCUAAAUGUCAAACACUACAAAAUCCGGAAGCUGGACAGCGGGGGAUUUUACAUCACGUCUCGGACGCAGUUCAGCAACCUACAGCAGCUCGUCCUGCACUAUCGCACGCACGCAGACGGAUUGUGUCACGUCCUGACGGAAAUCUGCCCCAUGCUAAAGCCGCAGACUCAGGGACUAGCGCGGGACGCCUGGGAAAUCCCACGCGAGUCGCUGCGGCUCGACGUUAAACUGGGUCAGGGGUGCUUUGGGGAAGUGUGGAUGGGUACAUGGAACGGCACUACGCGAGUGGCGAUAAAGACGCUGAAGCCGGGCACCAUGUCCCCUGAGGCUUUUCUGGAGGAGGCUCAAGUCAUGAAGAAACUCCGGCAUGAGAAACUGGUGCAGCUCUAUGCCGUGGUGUCCGAGGAGCCCAUCUACAUCGUCACAGAGUACAUGAGCCAAGGAAGCCUGCUAGAUUUCUUAAAAGGAGAGAAAGGAAAAUAUUUACGACUUCCACAGCUGGUGGAUAUGGCUUCUCAGAUUGCUGCCGGGAUGGCAUACGUGGAGAGGAUGAAUUAUGUUCACCGAGAUUUACGAGCAGCAAACAUCCUUGUUGGAGACAACCUGGUGUGUAAGGUGGCUGAUUUUGGAUUGGCGAGACUCAUCGAGGAUAACGAGUACACUGCCAGACAGGGCGCCAAGUUUCCCAUCAAAUGGACGGCUCCUGAAGCCGCGCUGUACGGACGCUUCACCAUCAAAUCAGACGUCUGGUCUUUCGGCAUUUUACUGACCGAGUUGGCCACCAAAGGACGAGUUCCGUAUCCAGGCAUGGUGAACAGGGAGGUGCUCGACCAGGUGGAACGUGGGUAUCGGAUGUCAUGCCCGGCUGAAUGCCCAGCCUCAAUGCACGAGCUCAUGCUAAGCUGCUGGCGUAAAGAACCCGAGGAACGGCCGACGUUCGAGUAUUUGCAGGGUUUCCUGGAGGACUAUUUCACUUCCACCGAACCUCAGUACCAACCAGGAGAAAACCUGUAGGGCUUCCAGAGCUAGCUCGGGGAGAGCAUAGACUAUGCUGGUACGUUCAUACUCACCUGUGUGUGUGUGGCGAAUAAGGUGGGAGCUUACAGAGCGAUCGACACUCCGUUGGCUACGAUUACAAAUAAUGCAUGCUUGUGGUUAAGAUUAAAAAAAAAAAAAACUUUUACAAAAUGGUACAAACAAAACCUUGUAUAGACCUCGUUAAAUGAACAUUUUAACGAAUCCUGUUGUAUGUUUUUCCAUCCAGCAGAGUACUGCCACGCACCAUGAGGUGCCAAAGAUUAUUCUUUCUUAUUUGUUUCCUAUCCUUUUUUUCCCCUUCACCCAUCUUCAGGAUGAGCAAAAAGACAUUAUUUAGUGCAUUAUCUGUUGCUUUUUGGUUGUUUGUAUAUUUUUUCUAUGCUACUCUUUAAUUAAAGGGCUGCUAUGAAAUAUUUAUAAUUAUAAUUACCAUACUUUUAAAAAUUUUAUUCAUUUAGAAGUAAAGAAGCCCAUCACUUUUAAUAAAGCGUCUUUUAAAUGGCAGUGUUGAUAUUUCUAGAUAUUAGUGUUUAUUGGAUAUCUAACAAGUGACAAGAAGAUCAUGAAUAGAUGAAGCCCACAAACUUUCAUGAUUUCCAAAACUUUGCUAAAAAGUUUUUGACAUUAUCAUACAGCAAAGCAUUUUUUUUUCCUUUAUUUGUUUUGUGCUGCAUAAAUUAUAUUUCUAUAUCCAUGAUCACUUUAUUAUUGAGUUACCUCAUACAGAACUAAAGUACGAAUUGCUAAAUAACAAUGGCUGACUGGCUAACAUAUAGAUAUGGGAAUCACCAGGGACCAAACGAUACAAUAUUAUCAUGAUACCUCGGUGCAGAUUCAGUUUGUAUCUCUAAAUAUCACGAUUUUAGAAAUAUCACAAAAUACAUUUUUUCAUGUAUUCUUCCAAUUCUUAAACUUGCCUGUUAAUGUGAGAAUAGUUUAGAGCACGCCUCCUGUAGGAUUAUAGGAUUAUAUAAAAACUGCACCAUACUGACUCAAAUUUAAACAUAUGGAAGUUAAAAAUUCGUUUUUAAAAAUCGAUUUUAGAGUCAGUGUGGCAAUAAAAUAAUAGUUACACAAAAGAAUCGUCAUACUAAAGAAAUUUACUGGCCGGUCACUUUCUAGUUUCAAUUCUAAAGACUACUUUUCAAUUCAGAGUUUUCGCAAGUAGAUUUUUAUUGAGUCACUUAUUUAUUUAUUUAGUUAGUUAGUUUUAUUGGAUAUGAAUUUUAGGGAAAAUAGGAUGCACAAAAAAUUUUAUAACAAAUGUGACUCUUGUGCAAUUCACUUUAAUUUAAAAGUAAACUAAAAACAUCAUGUUACAUAUAUGGAAUUAAAUGGAUACAACUGAUGUUUUUUUAUUUUAUCAUCCCUUUUUAAUUAACAGAGAAUAUUCUUCGAAUUCCUCUAUGAAAUGUUCCAGAUCUAGUGCCGUGUCAUGUGAUUGAACAGUAUAUAUAAUAAUGCUAACAAUGAUGAAAAUCUGAAUCAAAAUGUUUACAUAAGGUUUUGACGCUGCAUUUUACUUGGGAAUCAUGACUCCCUUUGGGGGGUUUCAACGAUUUAAGUAAAUGAAUUGUGUGUGUGUGAGAAGCUGUAAUGGUGUCUGUAAAUAUUGUGCGACCAUAAGAUAUGAUACAAUUUAAUACAUAUGUAUAUGCGUGUGUGUGUGUGUGUGUGUGUGUGUGUGUGUGUGUGUGUGUGUGUGUGUGUGUGUAAGAGAUGUGUUUGAAUGAACCGAUGAUUUACUACAAUAUGAUUCAGAGUUCAGUAUUGUGCAAUUAGGGUCAAUCAGACCACAUGACCUUUUUCCAUUGCUCUAAAGUGCAAUCUUUAUUCUCCCUAGCAAACUGAAGCCUGAAAGUGGUUUUAUUAUGGAGAAAGCUAUUUAGUCCCAAUCCUUUUUCUCAGAAGUGGGAGGCCAUACCAUCUUUCUUUAAGUGAUGGACACAUUAGGAAGCCCCAAACCUAUUAUUAAUGCUUAAGGUACAAAGGCCACGCCCCCAGACAGUACCAAAGAAUUAAAACAAAAUUUAGGAAAUUUUGUUUUAAUUCUUUUUUGUUUUUAAUUCUUAAUUUUUUUUUUUUUUUUUUUUUAAAUAAUAGUAGUAAUAGAAACAGGAGUACAUGUGGGGUUUAACUUUAUCCCCACAGAUCUUCACUACAGAGUCUUUCGUUAAUAUUUGAUCCUUGUCCAAAUCAGUGCAACUGUUUAUAAAAAAAACUGACAAUAAUGAACUGUCGCAUGAGUGAAUCAGAAUCGACCAGAUCAAAUACCUUUGAUCUGGGGCAUGCAGAGAGCAGCAUACGAAGCAGGUUGUGCUUAUUGAGAUUGUUUUCUAUUCUUUCACAUUUAUGAAUCGUUUCAUAAAAAAACACCCCCUUUAAAAAUCAAGCUUCAUUUUCACAUCUCACAUUUUUCUUUUGAAAAGAGUUUAAACACGACUGGGUUAAACUCAUGAACUCGUUCACACACUUUCCUAUGUGUCUGUGAUGAAAUAAGCUCAGUUUCAAAAACUCUGUGCUUUUAAAUUAUGUAUUAAACUUCAAAACCAUGA